AAAGCAGACGUUUCCUUUUACUAAAAAUAUUUUAGAAGUAUUAAGAGCAAUUUUACAUAUUUCAAUUUGUUAUUCGUAAAAAGUGGUUUUUUAUUGGAAUUAUCCAAGAUUGUAUACAUUUCGCAUUAUGUUAUUACUCAAUUUCGCGCUUGUUCUAUUCUUUUCAUUGUACGCUUGGGCAAUUGAUAAUACUCUGGUACCUGAAGCAAAAGGUGAAGAUGUGGUGUGCGAAGUGAUAAAAAAAAUUGAGAAAUCCUCAAUAUUUGGUGGUGACGAGAAAAUGUUGAGAAGAAUCGCUUAUGUGGAAUCAAAGUUUGGUACGGAUCAAGAUACAUAUCGACCAGGCUAUAAUGGUGGUAUUUGGCAAAUUGAUAGAAUCGGAUUUGAUGAUGCCAUGAUUACUGGUAGUCAUCCAAAACUCGAUCAACUUUGGAAAGAAAUUGAAAAAUUGUUGGCCAAAGAAAAAAAGGAUAUCAAAUGGGAAAACCUUCGAAUACCAUUAUUUUCUGGAGUUUUUGCCCGAAUCAGACUAUAUUUAGUUGCUGAAGCGCUACCCGCAUCCAAUGAGCUAGGAGCACAGGCAAAAUAUUGGAAAUACUACUACAAUGGGGCUGGAGAAAAUGGAGGCAAGGGAACAGAGGAAGAAUUCGUGAAGCGAGUCAAUGCAAUGAAUAAAAAAUUUGGCACUGAUUGUAACAUGUGCAAAGGUAGAAUGAACUUGGCAAUCGUUAUGGAUGGUUCAGGUAGUAUUGGUGCUAACGACUACAAGUAUGCAAAACAAGCUGCUGACAAUUUGAUUGAUACAUUUUCAAAUGACUUGGCAGACGUCGGUUAUGUAUUGUUCAGUACUUCAGUAGAAGUUAUUUUUCCGUUGAAAAGCAAUUUAACCCGAGAUCAAAUGAAACAGAAAAUUGAUGAUUCAUAUUAUCCCGAUGGUGGUACGAAAACUAAUCUUGGCAUUGAAGAAGGCUGCACAAUACUUCAAAUGGCUGUAAAUGAUACUGGAAUCCCUAAAAUCAUGGUAAUUUUCACAGAUGGCCAACCCGAUGAUGCGCAUCUUGCCACAUCGGCAGCUGAACACGCAAAACAAUCCAAUAUCACCAUAUUCGCUAUUGGUAUUGGUAGUAAUAUCGUUGAAGAUAAUUUAAAUACUCUCGCCAGUCAAGAUUCAUUUGUCAUACCAAGCUAUGAGCGUCUUACACAUGUUUACGAUAAGAUUAACAGCGUGAUAUGUAGUGUGCCACAGACACCGGGUAUUGGUAACAAGGUGGAAAAUGAUAAGCUCGGUAAAAAUGAGAAAAGAUAUUUUAAGUAUGAGGUACCAGGCACGGGCGUUACAAUAAUAAUUGAUAAAAUCAAGGGCAACUUUAAAGGCUACUAUUCUUACACCAUUGAAACUCCAUCUUCGGCAAUUAACGAUGGCGAGUUCAACAUGGAGGUCUUCAUAACUCCAUUGAAGUCCAAUAAUCAAAGAGCCAAGCGAGACGUUGAAAGCGCCGGCGUAGUGCAUGUAGCUAUACAAGGUCAGGACGAUGACAAUGUAUACAGUUUGGAAACAAGCGAAGGAAAUCACACAAGUGGAGGAGACCAAGUGAAAAUUAGCAUGUUCUGCAUCAUAACGAACUUUAUCCUAUUUGUCAAUUUCUUUUCUUCAUGAAACCAAUUCGUCAUUGAAAAAAAUCUGUGCAACAGAAAAUACUUCCACAGGAAAUAAUUCCAAAAUGUACAGGAACUACUUACCUAGAAACUUUACAAAAAAAGAUAGUUUAUUAAUUGUUUUUUAUCCAAUAUUUGAUGCAUGAAAAUGUAUAAUUAGCUAAUAAAAAUUCCGGUGAUGUUAGUCAUUUUCUAGGAAAGCAUGUCACUCA
Molecule: messenger RNA, 1868 nt
Organism: Contarinia nasturtii (swede midge)
Lineage: Eukaryota; Metazoa; Arthropoda; Insecta; Diptera; Cecidomyiidae
Exons: 4
Coding region: 128-1657 (509 amino acids)
Source: RefSeq, a predicted model, not a curated record